Miscanthus lutarioriparius is the source of this 336-nucleotide messenger RNA. NCBI's taxonomy places the organism in Eukaryota, Viridiplantae, Streptophyta, Magnoliopsida, Poales, Poaceae. The record is from the annotation of a GenBank genome assembly.
AUGCACAGCUGCUUCUUCCGUUUCGGGAGCCCUCGGCGUCGGCAAGCGCUUCACAGCGGCGGUGGCGUCACCGUCGUGUCACGAGGCGGCGAAGGCGUCCGCGCCAAGAUCGUGGUGAGCAGGGGCGAGCUGGAGCGCAUCGCCAUGGGCGUCACGCGGAGGCAGUGCAGCGGAGCCGGAGCCGCGCCGAGCCGCCGGCAUAUAGUCACGGCCGUGUCAUUGGAAGGGCGGGUGGCGCGCGCGCCGCCGCGCUCGGAGCCGGAGGAGGGCGCGGGCGUUGCGCGGCGCGGCGGCGACUGGAGGCCCGCGCUGGACGGCAUACCAGAGGAAGCGUAG